Pecten maximus is the source of this 1689-nucleotide messenger RNA. Its product is annotated as transcription initiation factor IIB-like. Gene Ontology annotation, cellular component: transcription preinitiation complex; nucleus. The record is from RefSeq and is a predicted model, not a curated record. NCBI's taxonomy places the organism in Eukaryota, Metazoa, Mollusca, Bivalvia, Pectinida, Pectinidae. Gene Ontology annotation, biological process: transcription initiation at RNA polymerase II promoter; transcription preinitiation complex assembly. The transcript has 10 exons. The coding region runs from base 89 to 1048 and encodes 319 amino acids. Gene Ontology annotation, molecular function: TBP-class protein binding; RNA polymerase II general transcription initiation factor activity.
CUCUUCUAAGGACCUAUAGUCGACCCUUCUAAGCGUGACGUCAAAAAGGUUAUAAAUACAUGAGAUAUACCGUUCCUGUUGCACAACAAUGGCGUCAACAAGCACAGGCAGAGGGCGAUCAGUCCCAAUACUUCACUGUCCCCAGCACCCAGACUCUCCUCUGGUGGAGGACUACCAUGCCGGGGAUAUGAUCUGUCCUGAGUGUGGGCUUGUUGUUGGAGACAGAGUUGUAGACGUUGGAACCGAGUGGAGGACAUUCAGUAAUGAAAAGAACACCAAAGAUCCCUCUCGUGUUGGUUCAGCAGAGAAUCCACUUUUAGAUGGCAGUGACCUGUCUACCAUGAUUGCUAUGGACCCUAAACAGGAAAUGAUGACAGAUGAAUUUGGCAAGCCCAUGUACAGAAAUCGUAGAACGAUAAACAGUUCUGACCGAGCAUUAAUUAAUGCUUUUAGAGAAAUCAACCAGAUGGGAGACAGGCUCAACUUACCAAAAAUGAUUGCAGAUCGGGCAAACACACUUUUCAAACAAGUCCACGAAGGCAAAACUCUGAAGGGACGAAGCAACGAUGCUAUUGCGUCAGCUUGUAUGUACAUUGCAUGUCGCCAGGAAGGAGUCCCGAGGACAUUUAAAGAAAUAUGUGCUGUAUCAAAGAUAUCCAAGAAGGAGAUUGGUCGAGUGUUCAAACUGAUUCUGAAGACGCUGGAAACAAAUGUGGCUUUAAUAACCACAGGAGACUUUAUGUCUCGAUUCUGUUCCAACCUCGGUCUGCCCUUAUCAGUACAGAAGGCAGCGACUGUGAUUGCCAGGAAAGCAGUGGACACAGACCUAGUGCCUGGACGUAGUCCAAUAUCAGUAGCAGCAGCAGCUAUAUAUAUGGCAUCUCAGGGAUCUGCUACAAAAAAGACAGAGCAGGAGAUAGGGGAGAUUGCUGGCGUGGCAGAGGUGACUAUAAGACAAUCCUACAAACUCAUGUAUCCAAAGGCUCACCUCUUAUUCCCAGACGACUUUAAAUUUGCCACAUCCAUUGCAAACCUGCCAACAUCUUGAUGACAUCCUCAUAUUUAGAGGAAAUAUUCGACUGGAGAACGCUCCCAUUGACAGGAAGGAAGUCAGAUAUUUCUGCAACACUGUGGACCAACGGGGACUUACUUGUGAAAGAAAAUGUUCUCUAAACAUUGGAAUUUUCUUUCUAAUCAAUCACCUUAGGGCGUGUUCCAAAUUUUCCCUUACCAGCUAGGAGUGUAUAAAAUCAGUGUCUGGUACACAAUAGACCAAAUACACCUUGGUGUACUAGCUUGGUAUGGUUAUGUGUAGGAUUCAUCAGUUACAAGCGUAUUUGUUUGGCUAUCUCUGUAUUGUUGAGACUUGGGUAUUGUUGUUGCCUGCUAAGUUUGGUUUUCCACUAUUACUGUGAUAAAUCACACAUGUAUACACUGUACUACAUGUAUAAUCAGUGGUAAAAUUAAUGUCCCAAAUUUGUGUGAUGUCCAAUGAUUAGUGUCAUUACAAUAAUGUUAACAAAACAACUAAUUGUGAAAAAUCCAUUGAUAUACCAAUAUUGAAGAUAUUUAGGCAAAAAAAAAAAAUCAGAAAGAUACACAUUACUCACUAUCUAUAUAUGUCAUGAUUUUGUCAUGUAUAAUUUAUUGUGCUGUUUUUGAUAGCAAAUAAAUAAAUGAGAAAGUUCA